Anguilla rostrata (American eel) is the source of this 3204-nucleotide messenger RNA. Its product is annotated as homeobox protein Hox-C5a-like. Gene Ontology annotation, biological process: regulation of transcription by RNA polymerase II; anterior/posterior pattern specification. Gene Ontology annotation, molecular function: RNA polymerase II cis-regulatory region sequence-specific DNA binding; DNA-binding transcription factor activity, RNA polymerase II-specific. NCBI's taxonomy places the organism in Eukaryota, Metazoa, Chordata, Actinopteri, Anguilliformes, Anguillidae. The transcript has 2 exons. Gene Ontology annotation, cellular component: nucleus. The record is from RefSeq and is a predicted model, not a curated record. Bases 1272 to 2024 code for a protein of 250 amino acids.
GUACGUGUAAAGCGUUAUAAAACACUUUCAUAACAACAAACAAAGGUAAACGCUCAAAAGUUCCGCUGUUAAAUACUGUAUUAUUGUCUGUGGCCAUAUCACUUAUUAUUCAACUGUUAAAAAUAUGAGCUGUUUUUGUACUUUUUGGUGCCGCUGAGUGAGAAGAUUAGUGCGGAAUCUCUCCUUUAUAUUGACAAUGCAGUGUAGGUGCAUGCAAUUAUCGCGAAAGUAACUGUUCCGCUAAUAUUGCCAGGUGAGGUAUGUACAGACUCAACAAAAUCCGACACAGAAGUGGCCUUCAACCUUCCAAACAUUACUAUUACAACCACUAUUGGCUUAAGUGGUAAUAAUACUGCUAAUUAUCAUAGUAAUAACCACAGUAGAGCAAUAGCCUAAUGACAGGAUUGAUUCCCAUAAUUGAUAUAGUAUUCAUAGUUGUUCUUAUGGUAUUCAUGGAAGUUCUACAGCUCAUACUGCUCAUCCUCUGAUCUUCAGGGAUUAAUGGCCUGUAGACAGAUCCAAUAGUUGUACACUUCGCGCGCCAUUUCUUUUGAACCAAAAUAAAUUUCAAAAGCGGAAAAUACAGAACAAUAUUAGAAAAUAUCUGCAGUACACUUUCUCUGAUUCGCAAACUAUGAUGCUUUCAUAAGGAAUAUUACUGCUCUCCCUGCAAGUGCGCACCAUAUUUGCAGUGUGUACGCGCAUGCCUCCGUGUCACGUGUGCCACAACAGUUGUUCCUAGGUAGAUCACAGAAAUGUUUUGACAUGGGUGGGGGGCAUUGGGUUGGGGGGUGUUGGUCGUGGACCUCCUGCUCUGCCCCGUAUUGGGCACCAGGUGACGCUCUAGGUCCACUGUCCAGCCCUUCUUCUCUCAGCCCCCGGUAUGAUUCUCAUUGCCAAGUUAUCAGACACGUUUCUCCUUGUUCCAUCAAUAACCUCCUGGUGUGAUCAAGCCAAAUUUAUGACUGGCCAACACAAGCACGUGACUCUCCUAGCAUCCCAUAUUUGGGCAGUGCACGUAGAAUGAAGAAAAAAAAUGUACAAAAAAAAUUCCAACCCACCUAUAAAUCCUGGUCAUUUUUAGGACAAAAGCCCCUUGAACUUCUAAAGAUCCACAAAUCAAACGAAAUAACAAUAACAAUAACAAUAAUCCUGCCGGAAGAUAAGACGUGCAAAUGAAAACCAUCACUAAAAUAUCAUAGAGGGCUUUAAUUACAUGUUCGUUUCUGUUUAAAUGCUUCAGUUUUGUGCUUACUGCGUAUUUCCAUAAUAUGAGCUCUUACGUAGGUAACCCCUUUCCCAAGCAAACUCACGAGGCGUCUGCCUACACCAUGCACAGUUAUGGCUAUGGAUCUGUCUCUGAACUCCAUUCAUCCACUUAUUGCUACGGAGAGCUUGAUUUCAACGGAUCCUGUACUUCUUCGGCCUCUUCGAAUUCCCUCAAACGGGGGGAGAUGAGCACGAGCCUGCGUGAUAGCCCCGACGCUCCACCACCGCGGUUGCAGUCUUGUUCAGCAGCGGGCUCCACGAGACGCUCCGUAAACGAAAGCGGUCAAGGCACUCUAAAUAUUGGGCUGUACUGUCGAAAAGCCGAGGGCGACAACACGGAGCAGAGCGAAAUGCCCAUAGGCAAGGCAAGAACAGGCGAGAUCAAAGUUGGAGCCAUGCAACCCGUCCAGCCAGUAAGACAACCAAAUAAUUCGGCUCAGCCGCAGACCAACCACCAACAGCCCCAGAUAUAUCCAUGGAUGACAAAGCUACAUAUGAGUCACGAACCCGACGGAAAACGGUCACGGACCAGUUACACCCGCUACCAGACUCUGGAGCUGGAGAAAGAGUUCCAUUUCAACCGGUACCUCACACGUCGCAGGCGUAUCGAGAUCGCCAAUAGCCUUUGCUUGAACGAGAGGCAAAUCAAAAUAUGGUUCCAGAACCGGCGUAUGAAGUGGAAGAAGGAUUCAAAGCUCAAAGUAAAGGACACGAUACAAAAUGGCAAUGGGAUCACACGUUCUUCUCAAAAUUAAUGACUGGUAUUAUAAGAGCGGGCAAAGAAAGAAUCUGCGGACGAAUAAAACACGCAGGGAUUAAAAAAAAAAACUUUUACGCACCAAGCUUCUGCGCAUUUUUUUUGCAUUUGAUAUGUUUAGAUAUGUUGUGCGAUGUGAAAAUGUAUCAGAGUAUGAUUCAAUAUACACGUAUUCAUUGUUUAAAUGUUGUGCCUUUAUGUUGUGUCUUGAUCAAUGAUUAUGCUCCCUCCCCUUCCGCGUGAGAACAAGAACGCCUGAGGUGGAAUUUUGAAUGUGCACUCGUUCUGCACUGUGUCCGCCAGAUGACCUUUCUGAGUCCAUGUUUUGGACAUGGUGUGACCUGGCCCUGACCCUAUAAUCAUGCAUUGGGCUUGAGCCCUGGUCCUUGCUGAUUGCAGCAGUUAUUAGUAGCAGUAUUUAUAAUGUUACUAUAGGAUACUAGUAGUAGCAGCAGCAGCAGCAGCAGCAGUAGUAGUAGUAGUAGUAUUAGUAGUAGUAGUUGUAGUAGUAUAUAUUGUUGUAGAAUUAAAGCAUAUUACCUCUUAUAAGAGUCUGAGAACAGAAUUUGUACCAUCCUAUAUUCUAAAAGACACAUUCAAUGAGGUGUUCGUUUUUGUCAUACAACAAUGUGGAAUGGCAGGAAAUUUUGCUGAAUUGUGCAAAAUUAUAUUCCAUAGAGUUUUCCCUUUGAAUAUAACAAAUACAUAGAUCUUUGACUCUUGAUGAUAAUACAUUGAAAUAAGAAUAAAUAUGCUGAGAUUGUAUUGGGUAGGCUGCAUCAAUCAAGGAAAGUAAAAUAAUUACAUUUAAUGAACUGCCCCCCCUCCCCCUCCUCCUACAAAAAAAGUGCUGAUACAUCUAUUUUAGUCUAUAAAUAUGUAUUUCUGGUUUGUAUGAGCACAAAUAUUGAAUUUUGAACCCAAAACAGAGUUUUAUAGUCAUGUCUGUGACUUUUAUUUUUUCAAAUUGAUUUUUCAAACUGACAUGCAGCUUUAAUGUAAAAUAGUUAAACACAUUCAUUCAAACCCUGUCCUGGUGCUGGUUUUAGUCUAAAUGUUCAGUGUCAUAAUGCAUUGAGCCAACAAUGACCCACUAAUAUAAACACUUUGUAAAUAAUGUUUGCCCUUCAAUUAAAAUAAAUCUCAGUGUCUGAUUGCACUAACAUGUUUUGGGUGAA